Vitrella brassicaformis is the source of this 3496-nucleotide messenger RNA. Lineage: Eukaryota; Vitrellaceae. The record is from the annotation of a GenBank genome assembly.
CUCCCUUCCUUUGGUCGCUUCUUUCUUCGCUGCGAUGUCCUCUGCGGCAUCUCCAGCGGCUCUCCCUCCAGGAGGGCUGCCAACUUCACCAACGCGACGGAAAUACAGAGCCCAUACGGCCAAUCCAUCGGUCAGACACACACACUGCUGCCAUGCUCUCUGACAAUGUGUGUGUUCCGCUGCAGACAUCUCUGUCCGCUGCUGCAGCGGCAGCCGCCAGCUCGUAUGUGGCGAUUGAGACCGCCCCCCCGCCGAGACCUUUGACACCGGGCCCUCCACACGGCGGCAGACACAACGACAUGUGGGGGCAGGGCGCACCCCGGCUGAAUCUGUCCAGCGACCUCCUCAGCGUCACGAGCAUCGGACAGAACAGACAGACCCUCUCGCCCGCACCGCUGGACCUGUCGGCGGCGUUCAGUUCUCCGCUGGUGCUGUCGUCAAGGCGCAACGACAAGGCGGCGCACUUGCCACACAUCGACCUGGCAUCGCUGUUCCCGGCACACAGCGCCAGCCACGCACUCUCGCCAAUGACCAAGACCAAGACCACCAGGAUGCCGCCGCAGUCACCAUCGAGAGGUGACUGACGAUGGGAUGCAUUCAUGUGUGUCUCCUCCCUCCCUGCAUGCCAUGCCAUGCCGGUUUGGUUUGGUCAUUUAGUGUAUCGUGAGCACCGUGAUCUCCGCACACUUGACGCCCCGUCCCCUUUCCCCUUCCCCCCCGCAUCUCCAGCCGCCAGGACCACCUCGCCCUCCAGCAACACCAGGACUGCGCAAGGGGGAGCAGCAACAGCAACAUCCGCUGCUGCAUCCAGCCCGCCCCCCACCAGCAGCAGCAACGUCGAGAUGGUGGUCGUGGGCGUGCGGCCGCCGCCAAACCCUCCACCAUUUCCACACGGCCAGCCCCAGGGGCGGGCGAGGAGAUAUCACCAGCCUUUGAGACACUGCAAUGUGGAGGCCACCAAGAGCCCGUCGGGUGGCGUCAAGGCUCUGUCUGUCAAGCCCCUAGAGAAGCACAAGGCGGAGAUAUGGGCUUUCGCCAAGUUCAUGGCCCUCUUCAAGAACAAUCCCUUCGACAAGGCGGGCAAGGGUGGGCGGCUUGGCAAGGCGGCCAACAAGCUGUUGCUGCCGCCAGGAGCAGCGGCGGGCAAGAAAGGCAGCGGGGGCCAGGCAGGUUCCGGCGGCAGACCCGACAGGGCGGCGGCUGGCUGGGUCAAAGUGCUGCAGAGCGCGGCCAUGGAGGGCAAGAAAUCCUCGGGGGACUCAAGCACAUCCAGCUCCUCCAACCAGACGCCCGUCUGGGGCUCCUUCCAGAGCAGCCAGGGGGGUCCCGCGGCAGCCAACAAGCCUCCGGGCAUUGCUGUGGGUGUGCUGGAGCAGCCCACGAGCGAGCCAGGCACGCCAGUCGAAAGGGAAGACCAGGACACCGUAUCGUCGUCCGGUCCAGGCUCACGGCAGUCGGUUCAGUCAGAGCACAGGAGCAACAAAGGCUCAAGGACGCCCCCGCCACGUUUCAAGUACUCGGACAUCUCUAUUAGGGAAGACCUCUCGGAGGCCGAUGUGUCUGAUCUUGAAGAGAGGAAUUCUGUGAUUCUGUUUGCGAAGCACCUGCCGAUGGCCUUGUCGAUGAUAAGGGAGGGCAAGACAGCGAGGAGCGACCGCCAUGCGGGAGGAGAAAGCAGUGGCGGCAACGACGAUGUGGACGAGGAGCAGCUGUUCAACAUAUUGGAUCUGCUGCAGACCCACGGGAUCGACGUGCGUCAGAGCCUGUCGGUCUUCACCUCCCAGUGGGACGACGACACACACGCCAGGGGCAGCUUCGUCUCCGACUGGAACGACUGCAUCUCACAGAGGACCUCACUCUACCCACUGGAGGAGGAGGAAGAACAGGGCCAACAACACAACGACAAGGACGAAACCCACGAGGAUGACAAGACCCAAUCGGACGUCGACAGGGAUGCAUUCUUCUACACAGCACGUGAGGGGGGCCUCCCCGCCGCCGAGUCUAACCACCCUCCAGAGGAGCCCGUCCGAGGUGAGCGUCGCAGCUGGGUGCCGCCACCUCCCCUGGUGACCAAGCCUGACCAGGACGGCUCGUCCUCAUCGCCCAAGGACGGCAGCGGCAGUCCGGGGGUGUCUGUGCCAGCAACGCCCCGCCGUCUGCGGGGACAGACCAUCAGCUGGCUGCGAGGAGACACUAUCGGGGUGGGCUCACUCGGCAGAGUCUUCCACGUAGGUACAGAAAUCAAUCUACCGCACACAUGAGUGACAGACAUCCAGGGAGGGAGGGCACUGGGGACGGACAUAACACGGGUCCGCUGUGUUGUGUGCAAUUGUGUGAAGGGUUUGAAUGAGAAGACCGGUGGCACGUUGGCUGUCAAGGAGGUCCUCAUCGACCCCCACAGCGAGGAAGACAAAAUGUUCGCUGAGGUGGGCACGCAGGCAGGCUGGCAGGCCGGCGGACACGCCACAAGACGAGUGAGUCUGUGCGGUUGCGUGUUGUGUGUGUGCAGGCCUUGCAGCACGAGGUGUCGCUGCUUGAAGACCUGCAGCACGAGCACAUCUGUCACUACUAUGGUGGGCCAGCAGGGUUGGACAAAGACACAUUCACAAAGGAAAGUGUGUGUGUGUGUGUGUGUGUAGGGAAGGACAUCAUAGGUGACCGUUUGUAUGUGUAUCUGGAGUACAUGCCGGGCGGCAGUGUGGCGGCGGCCCUGGAGCAGUUUGGGGCCUUCGACGAGUCCCUCAUCGCCACCUACACCAAACAAAUACUCAUGGGACUACAAUAUCUACACAACAAGAACAUCAUACACCGGUGCGUUCGAGUUGGUUGGGCAACGCAACCUGACCUGGGUGUGUCUGUCUUGUGUUGAUGUAUGUGUGUGUGUGUGUGCGUGUGUGUUGGUCCGUCCAUUCAUUCAUUCAGUGACAUCAAGGGUGCCAACAUAUUGAUAGGGCUGCACUGCACCGUCAAGCUGACCGACUUCGGAUGCUCCAAGAGAAGCGAACACUCUAUGGCACAAACCAUGAAGGGCAAGCAACACACAACAAACAAACGACGCCAAAUGAGACAUGGUGCCCCGUGUGUGUGUGUGCAGGCUCGGUGCUGUGGAUGGCGCCCGAGGUGAUGAAGGGCGGCGAGAAGGGCUACGGGCGCAAGGCGGACAUCUGGUCGCUGGGGUGCGUCAUAGUCGAGAUGGCCACCGCACGGCACCCUUGGGAAACGGACACCUUCAAAUUCGACAACGAACUCGCGGCCAUGUUCAAAAUCGCCAUGACACAGGCACGCGUGUGUGUUGCAGACAGACAUUCAUUACAUGGCUCGCUCUCUCUCUCUCUCUGUGUGGGGAGUGUGUGCAAUGCUGCAGGAGACACCGCCCAUUCCGUCUCAUUUGUCAGUGUGUUGCCAGGAUUUCCUCAGCAGGUGUUUCCAGCGUGACCCCGAGGCAAGGCCAGAGGCGGCCGAGCUGCUUGAACACCCAUUCGUACUCUGAACAGCA